AUGACCGACAUCACCGGACAGCUUUGCAUUAAACUCAGGCGGCUGAUGAACGCCUGCGUGCGUUUCAUCUAUGACCUCCGCUGGGAUGACCACGUCUCUCCUUAUUACUCCCAGCUAGGCUGGCUACAAACGGACGACAGAAGAUCUUAUCUUCUCGGCUGCUUUAUCUUUCUGAACCUCCACAUCGGCAUACCUUCCUAUCUUGCCUGUAAGUUAUCGCCGUGUCACAGGCGAAGAGCUACCACAAGAGCCUCUCCUCUGGAUCUCGCCGUACCUACUUGUCGCACCUCUACCUUCCAGCGUUCCUUUACCGCAGCAGCACCCACCUUCUGGAACUCUCUUCCCACCCGUAUACGUGGCGCUGAUUUACUCGACUCUUUCAAGCGGGAUCUUUUCCGCUUUCUACAGCAACGAGCGGCUCCUCAACCCCUGGGAUAA
This is a messenger RNA of Solenopsis invicta (red fire ant), 438 nucleotides long. RefSeq lists its product as uncharacterized. The coding region runs from base 1 to 438 and encodes 145 amino acids. NCBI's taxonomy places the organism in Eukaryota, Metazoa, Arthropoda, Insecta, Hymenoptera, Formicidae. The transcript has a single exon. The record is from RefSeq and is a predicted model, not a curated record.